This is a messenger RNA of Xiphophorus maculatus (southern platyfish), 1236 nucleotides long. RefSeq names its product complement factor H-related protein 1-like. The coding region runs from base 56 to 1069 and encodes 337 amino acids. The transcript has 9 exons. NCBI's taxonomy places the organism in Eukaryota, Metazoa, Chordata, Actinopteri, Cyprinodontiformes, Poeciliidae. The record is from RefSeq and is a predicted model, not a curated record.
CUGAACAAGGAUCCUCACUCCCCAGUCUAAAGGCUGCGAUUUGACUCCUGACAACAUGCGGCUGACGGGUCUGAGAUUUGCGCUCCUGGUCUGGAUUCCUGGACUGCUGCUUGCUGUGGAUGAAGGGGAGCCGUGCGGCGCUCCCGACCUGAAAAACGGUUAUUUUCUCCCGGUGAGAGAGUCUCAUCCUCAUGGCUCACAUGUGACGUACAGCUGCGAUGCGGGAUACAAAACCACAGAGGAGGGAUGGUGGGCGACAAUCAUAUGUCAAGAUGGCGUCUGGUACAAGAAACCGGAGUGUGUUGUGGACACAGUCUGCGUUCUUCCGGUUAUUCCAAACGGCAAAUUCAAGCAAAACCUGAACGGCUCGUUAGAAAUAAACUGCAACGCAGGAUAUUCGCUAAACGGCCAGGAUAACAUCGUGGAGUGUCACAGUGGGACGUGGUCCGCGGUGCCGCUCUGUCAGAAACACCCCAGGGCGUGCGGCGAGCCACCAGUUGUCCCUAAUGCCGUCGUUACUCAGACCUACCAGGAGGUGUUUGCUGCUUAUUCCAAAGUGGAGUAUCAGUGCAGACAAGGAUUUCUCACAGAGGACAGACAGUCCAAAAAAAGUGCCUACUGCGAGGGUGGAAACUGGGCCGGAAUUCCACGUUGCACACGUGCUGCCGAACCCACGGACACUCAGACUACAUUCGUAUCCAUCGAUAAUUGUGGAGAGAUCCCUCAUGUUCCAAACGGGCUUCCUGAGCCACAGGAGCAGCAACGUUCUUUGAAAUACACGUGUCAGAACUUUUACAAGUUAGUGGGUCCUGACACUGUGGUGUGUCACAGAGGUGGCACGUGGUCCGAAGUCCCCAAAUGUAAAGAGGAUUUCUGUCUUCUGGACACUACAGAGUAUUCUGACCUAAUAAAUUCUGGCAAUACGUUUAUCAGAAAUGGGGGCACAGAGUACCCGAGAUGUGUUGAUAAAUGGACGCUUAAAAAUUACGCUGUGGUUCGGUGCAUUGAUGGGAAUCUCAGUGUAUCCAGAUGUUGCAACUGGGCCAAGAUAGACUUUGGUCUAUGCUGAGGCCCCAUCGGGAAAAGAUCUGGCUCUCUUGGGCUGAGCUGAUGGACUGAGAACAAAUGGAAACAUGAACCCAUUUGAAACAACUUGAGAUUGAAUGCGUUGCCAACAGCCAGGCUGGAUAUUUUCAUUCUGCUCUAUCACACCAAUAAAGUUCAAUCUUUUAUGUU